Messenger RNA from Salmo salar (Atlantic salmon), 6204 nucleotides. RefSeq names its product delta-type opioid receptor. Gene Ontology annotation, biological process: sensory perception of pain; neuropeptide signaling pathway; G protein-coupled opioid receptor signaling pathway. Lineage: Eukaryota; Metazoa; Chordata; Actinopteri; Salmoniformes; Salmonidae. The record is from RefSeq and is a predicted model, not a curated record. Gene Ontology annotation, molecular function: dynorphin receptor activity; neuropeptide binding. Gene Ontology annotation, cellular component: neuron projection; plasma membrane.
CGUGUGCUCGAGUCUCCGCUGAGCCCCGGUGUUGUGCUUGUCUCUCUCAUACUCCACUCUACAAAGUUUGGCGAGCCAUAUCCUUCUGCAAUCAAACAGCAAAGAUCUUACAUCGUUUCGCUCAGCAUAAUUUCCAUAUUUUACAGACACAAAAAAAAGGAACAGAAGGAACUACUAUCCAGAGGCCAAAGGCAUAUGCUGGUAGCCCCAUUAUCUCCUUUUCGUUAGGUGGUCAAGCAUAACCAAAUAUGGAAGGCACCCCGGUUGAAAUUUUCAAAGAAGACAAGUGCCUCACGGCGCUCAUCGAAGACUGUUAUAUGAAUGCUACUUCGCAGUCUGGAUACCCAGAAGGUCACAAUCUGACUUUUGACUCUGACUGGGAAGAGGACCCCAUGUCCCCAAUCAUCCCCAUCAUCACAGCUGUGUACUCCGUGGUGUUCGUGGUGGGCCUGGUGGGCAACUGCCUCGUCAUGUACGUUAUCAUCAGGUAUACAAAGAUGAAGACAGCCACCAACAUUUACAUCUUCAACCUGGCUCUGGCCGACGCCCUGGUCACCACGACGAUGCCUUUCCAGAGCACUGACUACCUGUUGAACUCGUGGCCGUUUGGCGAGGUGGUGUGUAAGGUGUUCAUCUCCAUCGACUACUACAACAUGUUUACCAGCAUCUUCACCCUGACCAUGAUGAGUGUGGACCGCUAUGUGGCCGUGUGCCACCCGGUCAAGGCCCUGGACUUCCGGACGCCGAUCAAAGCCAAGAUCAUCAACAUAUGUAUCUGGAUGCUGUCCUCUGCAGCAGGGGUACCAGCACUGCUACUGGGUGGCACCCAGUCCAACAAUGGAACCACGGAGUGUGCCUUGCAGUUCCCGGAACCGUAUGUGUACUGGGACACCUUGAUGAAGGUCUGCGUGUUUGUGUUUGCCUUCGUGGUGCCCGUGCUCAUCAUCACCGUGUGUUACACCCUCAUGGUGCUGCGACUCAAGAGCGUGCGUCUCCUCUCGGGCUCCCGGGAAAAGGACCGGCAGCUGCGGCGCAUCACCCGCCUGGUCAUGGUGGUGGUCGUGGUGUUCGUAGUGUGCUGGACGCCCAUCCACAUCUUCAUCCUGGUCAAGGCGCUGGUGAGCGUGCCCGAGACCACCGCCGUCAUGGCCGCCUACUUCUUCUGCGUGGCGCUGGGCUACACCAACAGCAGCCUCAACCCCGUCCUCUAUGCCUUCCUGGAUGAGAACUUCAAGAGGUGCUUCAAGGACUUCUGCCUGCUGAAAAAGCUGAAGGGGGACAAUGCCUCAGGGAAGAACAACAGGAGCACCAUGAGGGGAGGAAGGGAGGCCCCACUGCCACUGGAGAACCCAGACGGGACUAGAAAGCCGGCAUGACUAGCCAUGGAGAUGUCUUCCAUUUCCCGCGUUGGAAAGGAAGACUCCAAUGAUCUGGGCCUAACCCAGGUGACAUCAGGAAUGUAAGCACACACAACAGUGCUAAUUUAGAUGACUGGUGUUCGUUCCAUUUGUUUUACUAUUAGGCCCAAAUCAAUGGUCCGUUUCCUCACACUUAGAAAAGGGAUAUAUCAAUAUUCUUUGAUGUCAAAUUUAUUUGCACACAUCAAGAGGGGAAAAAAACAUUUCACAUGCCAACUAUAUGACACACUUCAAAAUGAUAAGAACCUAUAUUAUCUCAGUUUUACUGUGUUCCUUCAUAGUUACUUGUUAUGCUGACUCUGCAUCUACACAGUUCUAAAUGGAUUGCAAGAUGCAACAUCCUCCUUCUAGCCUCUGCCAUUCAAUUAAAUAGUUAUCCUUGCCAAAACAUCAAUAAUGAUUGGGGAAGCACUUUAAAGGGGCAACCUGGGAUUGGCACAUCCAUCGAUUUUGCCAUAUCUGUCUCUACCAACCAAUGUGUAUGUGGUGCAGAGAUCUAUUACCUCCUUUGGGAGUGGGGCACCCUUAUGGGUGGCAGGUAGAACAAGGCAGUUAACCCACUGUUCCAAGGCCGUCAUUGAAAAUAAGAAUUUGUUCUUAACUGACUUGCCUAGUUAAAUAAAGGUAAAAAAAUAAAAAAAUAAAUGGCAUGAUAACACAAAAAAAAGUAUUUUUCAAGUCAAAACAAAUUUGAUUUGUCACAUGCGCCAAAUACAACAGGUGUAGACCUUACAGUGAAAUGCUUACUUACAAGCCCCUAACCAACAGUGCAGUUUUAAGUGGCAAUGCAAAUAGUCUGGGUAGCCAUUUGAUUAGCUGGUCAGGAGUCUUAUGGCUUGGGGGUAGAAGCUGUUUAGAAGCCUCUUGGACCUAGACUUGGCGCUCCGGUACCGCUUGCCGUGAGGUAGCAGAGAGAACGGUCUAUGACUAGGGUGGCUGGAGUCUUUGACAAUUUUUAGGGCCUUCCUCUUACACCGCCUGGUAUAGAGGACCUAUCUAUAUAUCUUUUUGGGGCUAGGGAAAGGUUGUAUUCUAUGGAGAUGAAACACAGGCCUCUGCAUGGUGGUCUGCAGGAUGGUAGCUACUAAAGAGCUGCUGGAAAUGAGUCAGUCAAAAUAUCCUUUAUACAUGUUGAUGAAAUCCUCAGGGACAUAGAAAGUACUGGGUGUUAGACAUUUUACCUUGUAAUAUACUCACCGGCCAGUUUAUUAGGUACACCACCACGUUCAUAGAAAUGGAUCGCUCCUACAGACAGUGAGCCGCGUGGCCAUGGCUUGCUAUAUAAAGCAGGCAGACAGGCAUCGAGGCAUUCAGUUAAUAAUCGAUUGAACGUUAGAAUGGGCAAAACAAGUGACCUAAGCAACUUUGAGCGUGGUAUGAUCGUCGGUGCCAGGCGCGCCAGAUCCAGUAUUUCAGAAACGACCGCCCUCACGCACGACAGUGUCUAGGAGAAUAGUGCGGCAAACAAAAAACAUCCAGUCAGCGGCAGUCCUGUGGUUGAUGACAGCUCGUUCAUGAAAAGAGGUCGGAGGAAAAUGGCAAGAAUUGUGUAAGCUGACAGGCGGGAGCCAUAAACAGACAAAUAACUGUGCAGUACAACAGUGGUGUGCAGAACUCGUCGAUCUUUGUCACGGAUGGGCUGUUGCUAUCACGUUUGCAGUAGACGACCACACCGGGUUUCACUCCUAUCGGCUAAAAACAAGAAGAAGGGUCUCCAGUGGGAACAUGAUCACCAACACUUGACAAUUGAGGAGUGGAAAAACAUUGCCUGGUCCGAUGAAUCUCAGUUUCUGUUGCGUCAUGGUGAUGGCAGUCAGGAUGUGGCGUAAGCAGCAUGAGCCCAUUCUGCCUGGUGUCAAUGAUACAGGCUGGUAACGGUGGUGUAAUGGUGUGGGGAAUGUUUUCCUGGCACACGUUAUGUCCCUUGAUAUCGAUUGAGCAACGCUUGAAUGCCACAACGUGUCUGAACAUUGUUGCUGACCAAACCCAAUAGAGUAUCUUUUUAUGUGAGAUGGAACAGGCUGUUCGAAGCAUGAUUGUACCGCCAUCCAAUCUGCAGCAACUGCGUGAUGCCAUUGCAUCAGCAUGGACCAACAUCCCUGUGGAACAUUUCCAACACUUUGUAGAAUCCACGUCCCGAAGAAUUCAGGCUGUUCUGUUGGCAAAGGGGGGUCCGACCUGGUACUAGAUGUGUGUACCUAAUAAACUGGCUGGUGAGUGUUGCUGCUGAUGACAAUUCACUACAAAAAAAUAUGUUAUGCUUAGAGUUAUUUGCUAUAUUCUAUAAAUGAAAGUAGUUGUCUACUUAUUUACAUAUCUUAUUGACUUGAUUUUUGGUCCAUUUGUGUUUUUAAUGUAUCUAUUUAUCUUACUGUAUUUAUCUUGUAUGCAUCCCAAAUAGCACCCUAUUCCUUAUAUAUUGCAUAUGUAAUCCAUGGACCCUGGUCAAAAGUAGUGCACUAUAUGGGGAAGAGGGUGGCACUUUUUUUUGUAAUGCAAGUUUGUCAUUCUGUAUGUUUCCGGGCCAUAUGUUUUGCCGAAGCAGCAGCAAUUCUUCCUGGGGUCCACACACAAACAUAAAACACGACAAGUAACAAAGCACUGAAACACUGAUAGACAAGAACAGUCACACAAAUGUAAAAUAUGAUAUACAACAAAAAAUAUAUAAAAAAAAAAUAUAUAUAUAUAUGUGCCUUUUACGUCCAGGAUAAAGCAUCUCCAGCCAGAAGUAAAGGUUUGAUACUACAACAUGGACACUGGGGUCAAUUCAGCACUCACAUUUAUCAAAAUACAGCCUUGCCAAACCCAAAGUCAAGCAUGUAUCAGUGUGCUGUUUGACCCUAGUCUGGCUGAUGCUUGGGGGACUUUGAGAAGCGAACAAACUUCCCAGUGAGCUAAAUUUGUUUAAAAGGACGUUGAAAAGAUGCUGUAACGACGUUAAAAAGACGUCUUUUCAACCAAUUUUGCUCACUGGGAACAUGUUCGUUAAGAAGAGUUACUGUAGGUGACUUGAGAAAGGCUCAUGUGAAAAUCCUGGACUUGAAUGUUUUUUUCAAAUUUGACAGAGGGCUUACAUCAACGUUGACGUCUGGAGCUAUCUCCUUUGUGUCAAGUUGUUCAUUUUAUGAUAUCAAUCGCGUGCUGUUUAUAUGGCUUGCGCCUGGAUAUACGUGUUCAUAUUUGUAUAUUCUUACCGUAGAGAAACAUGAGUAUAUCAAUGCAACCUAAGAAAAAUAAAUACAUUCAGAUUACUGUGUGAUAAAAUAUACAUCGUAUACAUAAAGUGCGUAGUCAGAAAAUAUAAUUGCACAGGCAUUUUGAAAUGUGCCAGUAUUUCAAUCAUGUCAAGGAGCAUAGCAAUGGGACAUACUUAAACUAAAUCAUUGAAGUGUUUAAACGUUUGGUCAAGCAACGUUAGCGAAGUAAAUGCUUGAUAGUCAGCUCGGUUUGUAAAUGUUCUAAUUCUCACCGCUUAUCCUUUGGAAUGUAUAUUCAAUGACUUUAAGAUGUACUGUGUAACUUACACGUCUUUCAUUCUUCGAACCAUGGCAUUCGUAAAACAUAUGAUUCAUUCUCAGAGCCAUGUAGUACAUUAUAAAUACAUUCCUCUUCAGUUUAAAGGGGCAAUCUGGGACUGGUUCAUCCAUUUUUGGACUAUUAAAUGAAAUGCAACCAUUGAUUCUUACAGAAUAUAACUUAUGAGUGCUUCAUGAGCUUAGUUCAACUAUUAUACCAGGACUCAAAUUCUAAAGUUGUUUGUCAUUUUGUUUUCAUGAAUGGUCAGUCCUCGCAUCAAUAGCUCUGUCUAUGAAUUUCUGAGUGGUUAUAUUACAUUUCUCCAGCCCCAUCCCUCAGCUGUUUUACCAAAUCAAGUGGCGUUGUGACUGCUUUGUUGUUUUUCAAAUCCCAGAUUGCCCAUUUAUGAGAGUUUGAUAACCGACCUAAUUCAGUCCAUCGUAUCUGAAUAAGGACCUGGGUAGAGCACUGUUGAUCAUAGCCUUCAAAUGAUUUUAAAAAGGAAGAUAUAUAAACACAACCUUGGUGUAUUUUUAGACCUGUUUUACUGUUUCGUCGUGCCCUUUUCUUUAUGACUAAUUGCUGUGUAUUUGUUGGAGUACAGACACCUGUUUAGUCAUAUCCAAGGCACAGACACACAGUUAUGUAAGUGGCUGUCUUGCUGUGAAAACACAGAAACACUUUUUUUAUGUGUUUAGAGUUGAGGGCAACAAGACUUUGAGAUAUGAUUCAAAAUGAUAACAAUGGUUUAUUAAUUCAUACGAGACAGAAAUGUGUCUUCCGCUGUACCCAACUCUGCUGUAGUUUGAGAAAACAUAAUUUGUCAUGAACUGUUGUUUAAUAUCACUGUUUCAAAAUCUCGUUCACCCGUUCAGUUUUCUUUCAAAUGUACAGGAGGUGCUCAGCAGUGGCGUCAUUAGGCCUGGGUUUCUGUGUCUUCAGCCCCACAUGUUUUUGAUGCAGUCCCGAACCAUGCAGUAUACAAAUUAAAUAUAUGUUUUACUGACAACUUUAUUGACAAAAAAAACUAUCCAAUAUACUGUGCUAGGCAGUAGCAGGCGCUGCAAGAAGCCCCUGGAGUGACGCGGUGCCUGCUGUGGUUUCAGAACGCAGUGGACCACUAUUUUUAUUACUCUUUUUAUUCACUUAGCUACUUGCGUUUUCUAUGGUGGUUGCAUUGCCAAGAUGUUAAUCUGCAAGUAAGAAUUUCAUUGCACUGUGUACUCCAUGUAUGUUAUGUGUAUAUGACAAAUAAACAAACUUGAACUUA